Molecule: messenger RNA, 228 nt
Organism: Iphiclides podalirius (scarce swallowtail)
Lineage: Eukaryota; Metazoa; Arthropoda; Insecta; Lepidoptera; Papilionidae
Source: the annotation of a GenBank genome assembly
AUGUACGUCGCGAAACUUUCUAAACACUCGCAGCUUUCCGUCGUCACAGAAUGCCGCAACCUGUGUGCGGUUGCGGUGGCCCGUGACGUCAUUAAGGGCUGCCGACAAAUGACGGGUUUCCGCCCCCGCGUGUCUGCACAAGGGGGUGCGGAGUUGAAAGGGGUAACCACGUCGGCUCACCGCCUAGCGGACAAUGAGGGUCUUUUGCAUCAACGCCGAAUAAUAGAC